CUAACCCCAGCCAUUUCAAAAAAAAAAACUAACCCCAGCAAUAUUAUUUCCCUCGAAAAUGUCAAACUAGAAGAAAUCAAGACACCGCCACUUGAUUGAUUUCUUGCCACCAAACAGAGCUCCCCGCCAUCAAGACACACUGGCACGAGGCGCCGCCGACGCCGGCCUCGCUCCUACUCGGCUACUCUCCACAUUAUUCUCCCUCCGCGCCUCCGUACGUCGGUGACGCCGAGCUAGCUAGCUAGCUAGGCACGCGCGCGCGUACACGAUGGCCGAGGCCGAGGCGGCUGAUGCCACCCAGCAUCUGGACGGCCGGGACGGCGGCGGCGGCCAGCCGAGCCACAGCAACGGCGGCACGUGGGAGAUCGAGGAGCUGGAGCCGGAUGAGGAGGCGCGGCAGGCGGGCGGAGGCGCGGCCCGCGGCGACGCGCAGGGCCAGCAGGGCGGCGGAGCGGCGGCCUCCUCCGGCGGCGGCGGCGGCGGUGCCGACGACGUGUACGUGGCGGUCGGCAAGGGCGGGUCCAGCAUGGCGGCGCUGUCGUGGGCGCUGCGCCGGCUCACCAGGCCCCGGAGCUUCGUCUACCUCGUGCACGUCUUCCCGGUCGUCAACAGCAUCCCCACACCAUUAGGAAUGAUGCCUAAAAGCCGAGCGAGCCCAGAGCAGAUUGAAACCUACCUGAACCAAGAGAGAUCGAAGAGGCGAGAAAUGCUGCAGAAAUUCCUGGAUCAGUGCCGCAAAUUUCAGGUUACCGUUGAUGUUUACCUCAUCGAGAGCGAUCAAAUCGCUAACGCUAUCAUUGAACUUGUUCCUGUCUUGCACAUAAAACAGCUAGUGCUGGGAAUUUCGAAGUCCAGUGUCCGGAAGCUCAGGAGAGGAAGCACAAUUGCAGGACAGGUACAGAAGAGCGCACCUAUCUAUUGCGAAGUCAAGAUCAUCUGCGAUGGCAAAGAGGUGAUGACAGAGACGAUUGCUGAUCCAACACCACCACUAUCACCUUCUCCUGUAGAUAACAGAAGAUCUAACAUAACACCACCAUCUUCUACUCCUAAUCAUGAUAAAGAAGCUGCAAAUUGUGAAGAAAAAGACGGUGAAUGCAGAGAACGAAAGAAAAUCACAAAGUUUCUAAAAUGCUUCUCGUUUUGAUUAUCAUUUGAUUGCUGUUUCAGUCACUUUUCACAGCUAGCACAUUGUAAUUUCAUCAUGAUUGGAGAGCGUAUAUAUGUUUGUGGUUACAAGUUUUGCCAACAUUUUUGUUUUUAGAAAUUAUUGAUUUAUUGUGUACAAAAGGAGAUCUCCAUGUAAUGUCGAAACUUUUUAGCAUUUUGCUAAAAUGUUUUGUGAUUUAAGAGGUCCUUAUCUGCUUUUUAAGGA
Molecule: messenger RNA, 1372 nt
Organism: Panicum virgatum (switchgrass)
Lineage: Eukaryota; Viridiplantae; Streptophyta; Magnoliopsida; Poales; Poaceae
Product: U-box domain-containing protein 35-like
Exons: 4
Coding region: 269-1144 (291 amino acids)
Source: RefSeq, a predicted model, not a curated record